Nicotiana tabacum (common tobacco) is the source of this 1469-nucleotide messenger RNA. The record is from RefSeq and is a predicted model, not a curated record. NCBI's taxonomy places the organism in Eukaryota, Viridiplantae, Streptophyta, Magnoliopsida, Solanales, Solanaceae.
UUUAAUGCUCACAUGAACAGGUUGAGUUGGCUGGUAAAAGUGCAGAGUCUGAGCUGUUCACAAAUGAUGAGCAUCCUCAAUAUGAGAUUUUAAAGAGGGAAGUUUUCAAGUCCAGAAAUAAGGAGGUUGUCCAACUGUUUGAACAUGGGAUUGGUAUUCAUCAUGCUGGAAUGUUACGUGCUGACAGAAACCUAACAGAAAGACUUUUCUCUCAGGGACUUUUGAAGGUCCUUGUUUGCACAGCAACUUUGGCAUGGGGAGUCAAUUUGCCUGCUCACACAGUUGUGAUUAAGGGAACUCAAAUAUAUGAUCCAAAGGCUGGUGGAUGGCGAGAUCUGGGUAUGCUAGAUGUUAUGCAAAUCUUCGGACGUGCUGGAAGACCUCAAUUUGAUAAAAGUGGUGAAGGCAUUAUAAUCACUUCACAUGACAAGUUGGCCUAUUAUUUACGUCUAUUGACAAGUCAACUUCCUAUAGAAAGUCAGUUUAUCAAUUCCUUGAAAGAUAAUCUAAAUGCUGAGGUGGUACUGGGUACUGUAACAAAUGUUAAGGAAGCUUGUGCUUGGCUUGGUUACACUUAUCUUUUCAUUAGGAUGAAGAUGAAUCCUUUGGCCUAUGGCAUAGGAUGGGAUGAGGUCAUGGCAGAUCCAUCAUUAAGCUUAAAGCAAAGAGAUUUUAUAAGUGAUGCUGCUCGUGCUCUUGACAAAGCAAAAAUGAUGCGUUUUGAUGAGAAAAGUGGGAACUUUUAUUGCACUGAGCUUGGUCGUAUUGCAAGCCACUUUUAUAUCCAGUAUACUAGUGUUGAAACUUACAAUGAAAUGUUGACACGCCAUAUGAAUGAAAGCGAGUUGAUAAGUAUGGUAGCUCAUUCUUCGGAAUUUGAAAAUAUUGUGGUCCGAGAUGAGGAACAAAAUGAGCUUGAGAUGUUGGCUCGCACAUAUUGUCAAUUGGAAGUCAAGGGUGGUCCAUCUAACAAAUAUGGAAAAGUUUCAAUUCUUAUUCAGCUGUACAUCUCUCGAGGAUCAAUUGACACGUUUUCACUAAUCUCUGAUGCGGCUUAUAUAAGUGCAAGCUUGGCUCGUAUCAUGCGGGCUCUUUUUGAGAUUUGCCUCCGUAGAGGAUGGUGUGAGAUGUCUGCUCUCAUGUUAGACUACUGCAAGGCUGUGGAUCGCCAAAUAUGGCCCCAUCUACAUCCUCUUAGACAGUUUGACAGAGAUAUUUCAUCAGAAAUAUUGAGGAAGCUUGAAGAAAGGGGAGCUGAUUUGGAUCGUUUACAAGAGAUGCAAGAGAAAGAUAUUGGAGCUUUGAUUCGUUAUGCACCUGGAGGAAAGGUUGUUAAGCAAUUUCUGGGAUAUUUCCCAUUAGUCCAGUUGUCUGCUACAGUCAGUCCAAUCACUAGAACAGUUCUGAAGGUGAAUACAUUUCUGCACUUGCUUUUGUUCUCUUGUUCUUGCUGAAUUUUACUCCCUUUU